Messenger RNA from Hypoxylon trugodes, 2104 nucleotides. Its product is annotated as DUF455-domain-containing protein. Lineage: Eukaryota; Fungi; Ascomycota; Sordariomycetes; Xylariales; Hypoxylaceae. Gene Ontology annotation, molecular function: 2 iron, 2 sulfur cluster binding. The record is from RefSeq and is a predicted model, not a curated record. The transcript has 2 exons. Bases 320 to 1669 code for a protein of 449 amino acids.
CCCCUCAAAUUGAACUAGAGCCACCAGCCACGGGGCUACAUGGGGUUAGCUCCACGGAGUCCCUGAUCUUCCUACUCCGAAACGAGUCAAGCCACUAAACACUAUUACCACCGCCACAUUACAACCCCUCGCUCCAAUUUUCCACCCUUAAACUCCGAAAAAAGCAAAUUCGGUUCAAUUCACAAACGCUCAAUCAUCGGACCAAGAAAUCCAAGAUUCUCAUUUCAGUUGUGAUUAUCAAUUCAACAGGAAGACUCCUUAAAUCCAAUACAGCCAAGUUCAAGUCUACUCCAUACAUAUUAGACUUGAAAUCUGCAAUAUGUCGGAUGUUGACAUAGGUUGUCUGGCAGAUCUUCAACACACAAGACAUUCUAUAACCCUAUCCAAUGGCAAGCGCCUUGUUCUUUUCCGUCUACCGAAAAUUGAUAGGUCAGACGCGGUAGCGCGCACGGUCGCAGAAAGUCCAGAUUUAUGGACCUAUUACGCGAUGGAGGCAGAGUGUCCCCAUGCCGGUGGACCGAUGACAGACGCUCACAUUGACAUCGAAGACUCAUCUUACAUUGCCUCUUGUCCAUGGCACGCGUAUGACUUCAACGUAGAGACCGGUGAGUCUAGUUAUGGCAUCAAAGCCUGCACAUUUCCGGUUACCUUACAAGAAGGAAGAGUGAGCAUACACAUCACAGAGGCCCAGAAUUUACAGCUCGCCAAGAUCGAACCUGUCAGCGAGAAGGUGAAAUUCAAGCAUGGCCCAAGAAUCGAACCCUCAGGCUCCCCUACAUACCUUGGCCAGGAUGCAAGCUUAUGUGGUUGGUGUGUUCACAUCUUGAACACGUCCAACCCUGAGCACAAGAUCGAACUUACUACCCAUCUCUUCUCUCUAUUCGCAACACGUGAACAAUCCCCCUCUCCCAUGCGGAUCGGGGCUGGUACGGUGAUACCUCCCCAAGAACCGCCAAGGCAUAACCUGACCCAGGUGAAACCGGGGCAGAUGCCUAAAGCUGGCAAGGGAGGUAGUGAAAAAAGCAGGAUUAUGAUGCUCCACGCCUUGGCGAACAUUGAGCAAUGGGCUAUUGACCUGGCUAUUGAUAUAAUGGUCCGCUUUGCCUCUUUCCAGACCAUUACAUCAAAUGGGGACGAUACUGCACACGAAUUACCACGGACGUUUUUCUACGAUUGGCUCAAGGUCGCCAAUGAUGAAGCGAAACAUUUCUCGUUAUUACGAGCGAGGUUAGAAGAGUUGGGGAGUCAUUUCGGCGCAUUACCAGUUCAUCAUGGGUUAUGGGAAUCCGCCAUCAGAACAGCACUUGAUCUACGUGCUAGGAUAAGCGUCAUCGCACUUGUCCACGAAGCCCGAGGUCUUGACGUAAACCCGCUCACAAUCGAGAAAUUCCGGAAUGCCCGCGAUGACGAGAGCGUCGAUGUCUUGACCAUCAUUCAUAAUGACGAAAUCACGCAUGUAACCACUGGACACAGAUGGCUUACUUGGAUAUGCCAACAGGAAAGCACCGACCCGGUUCAAGUCUUCCGAAGCAAUGUGCAAAAACACUUCAGAGGCGCCGUGAAGGGACCGUUCAACGCCGAAGCUAGACAGCAGGCUGGGAUGGACAAGAGUUAUUAUGAAAAUCUCUAUGGCCAACCUUGGAAAGGAGAAGUCAUCGCUGGUGGGUGAACGUAUCCGGUAGAGCGUCCGAAUUUGACCUGCGACCUGAUCUAGACCAAGCCUAUUUGGAUAGCACCUGAAUUUUGAAGGGACUUGUCCCCGCGUUCUGGCCAGGUGGGCAGCACCGUCUUCUGUAGUACGUGCUUGGCGUACCCAAUCCCGAGUCGGGUGUUCCCCAAUUCAGGGAGAUUUUCGCCCAUGACAUCUAGAAAAAAAGAGAUGCAGCGGAACUCUUGAUAUUAUUGUGUGAAAAUGGACGCUAAAGAAUCAAUCGAUCAAUAAAAUUGAACAUUGAAAUCUAGAAUCUGCUGGAAAGAGCUGAGUACAUACCUAACCUACUGAGGGCAGUGAGGGGUAGCUAAAUAGUGAGGCUGACACAGGAACAGGGGUAGGACCUACACUAGGAUUAUUUUUAGGCUAGAUCGGGUAGUAGAUAAGGCUUUA